AUGAUUAAAUGUGUACGUUGUGGAUCAAAAGGCUUCAUCAAACGACCUAAGACAGGCGAUGUUACCUGUCGGGAUUGCUUUAUCUGGUGUUUCGAAGAGGAAAUUCAUUGGACAAUCAAGACUUCUAAUCUACUCUCUAGAGGUGAUAAAGUAGCGAUUGGAGCAUCAGGGGGAAAAGACUCAACGGUUCUUGCUCAUGUGAUGAAAACCUUGAAUGAACGCUACGACUAUGGCGUUGAUUUAAUCCUCCUAUCAAUCGACGAGGGAAUCACUGGUUACCGAGAUGAUUCCCUUGAGACGGUUAAGCGUAAUAAAGUGCAAUAUGGUCUCCCCUUGAAAAUUCUUUCCUACAAGGAACUUUACGGUUGGUCAAUGGACGAGAUUGUUAGAAAGAUUGGUUUGAGAAAUAAUUGUACAUAUUGUGGAGUUUUCCGUCGCCAGGCCCUCGAUAGAGGAGCAGUCUUGGUAGGCGCUAACAAAAUCUGCACUGGCCAUAAUGCAGAUGAUAUUGCCGAAACAGUCUUAAUGAAUAUAGUUUGGUCAUAUAACUCCAAUAUUCCAGUUCUUAGGUGCGAUAUUGGCCGCCUGAAACGGUGUACAGAUAUAAUCACAGGUGCAAAUGGAAUGAUGCCUCGUUUCAAACCUCUCAAAUAUGCCUUUGAAAAGGAGAUUGUAAUGUAUGCUCAUGCGUUAAAACUGGACUAUUUCUGUACAGAAUGCACGUAUGCUCCCUAUGCUUAUAGGGGCUUUGCUAGAUCCUACAUCAAAGAUCUAGAAAAGAUUCGUCCUAGGAGCAUUCUGGAUAUAAUAAGUUCAGGGGAGCAGAUGGUUAUUAGAACUGACGCAAAGGUUCCCAUUCAACGUGAAUGCCUAACCUGUGGAUAUAUUUCUAGUCAGGAGUAUUGUCAAGCUUGUAUUCUGCUGAGUAAACUCAAUCAAGGCUUACCGGAAAUCGUAAUUGGAGAGGGUGAAAAGGCAAAGGUGGAUCGUUCGUGUAAAGUUCCUGAUGACGUAGCCAAUCUGAACAGAUUAAAUAUCAAUAAGGAUUUUUCUUGUACCUCUGGCUGCUCUGGAUCCUCUUGUAUGUCUGCCAAAUGA
Messenger RNA from Rodentolepis nana, 1098 nucleotides. Lineage: Eukaryota; Metazoa; Platyhelminthes; Cestoda; Cyclophyllidea; Hymenolepididae. The record is from the annotation of a GenBank genome assembly.